AUGAAGGAGAGAAUGAUGACCCUCAUCGUCGGCCAAGAGGAAGCUCACUUCACAUGGUUCCAUGAAGUCCUCUCGUUCCACUCAUCCUUCUUUGCUGGCGCCAUCAAAUACUCUUGGUCCACCGAGUCGAAGGAAAAGAUUGUACGCAUGCCCGAGGACUCGCCUGACGUUGUUCGCGAAUUCAUCCGCUGGAUCACUGACCACAAAGUCGGCGGCCAUGGCGCUGGUUCCAACAAUCCCUCCCUGUCGCCUUGGGACUACUGGGAUCUGAUGGUUGAGCUCUAUAUCUUCGGCAACAAAUACAACAUCCCUCGCCUGCAGAAUGUUGCCAUCAACGAGAUCAUUGAUCUCUUUCGCGAACAGUUCGCCUUCCCUCGCGCUUCUACUAUCUACAAGAUUUACGAACGUACUCCGCUCGGCGUAUCUCUUCGCAGACUUGUCACAGAUAUCGUCGUCCUCUCCCACGAGAAUGUUGAAGCCCUUAUCGAUGGCCAGUCUCGCUUUGGUGAAGGUUUGCACUUUGAGUUCAUCAACGACUUGAUCAAGCGUCUGUACAGAGCCGCCACGCACCCUGAUGGCUUCGAAUCCCAGCGAAGACUCCGCAAGAAUUGGGGACUCGUCAGCCGCUGUCUCUACCACGUCUCUGAAGUCGAUGCCCGCUCGAACGGAAAGGAGGUUGGUGUGCAUCCCUCCAGUCUCAAACCCUUGAGUGGCCGCUAA
Messenger RNA from Aureobasidium melanogenum CBS 110374, 720 nucleotides. RefSeq lists its product as uncharacterized. NCBI's taxonomy places the organism in Eukaryota, Fungi, Ascomycota, Dothideomycetes, Dothideales, Saccotheciaceae. Bases 1 to 720 code for a protein of 239 amino acids. The transcript has 2 exons. The record is from RefSeq and is a predicted model, not a curated record.